AUGCCGCCAGUGUCGCCAAAAGCACACCACCGGCCCCAUAGACACGCUUGUUCGCGCUGUGCAAGUCGAAAGAUACGUUGCGAUCGCGACAACAGAAAUGAAACAUGCACCAAUUGUGUCAAGGCACAUGUCACCUGUGCAAACGAUGUUGUCGACAAUAAACCCUCUCGGCCGCGAAAAAGGGCGGCGAAUGAGAGUGUAUACGACCAAUUGGCGCGGUAUGAGGGUCUCCUAAGGAAACACCACAUCGAACUUGGUCGAACGCAUACAUGGGUGCCGUCAGAGCUGGAGGCUAACAUCAGAGGACAAACUCGAGCGAACGCCCCGGAGACUCCAAGUUCAGUGGCCAGCGGUACAAACAUGCAGUUCGAAGCUAGCCCUGCUGAUCGUCGGCCUUCUCAAAAGAUUCCUUCGGGACGUGUAUUGGAGCCGGCCGAUGGUCACCAUUGGUCUUCAGAAACACAGAUUGCAGAUCUCGAACGAUGUCUCUGGUCCGAUCUGAGCCCAGAGCUCAAACAUCCUCCUGUACAAGUUCUACGCCACAAAGAAGACCCGUUAUUCCUUCCAGGACCAACACUGGACUCGGUAUGCUCCAGUAAUGCCCACACCGACCUCAAAGACUUACAUCCAGAACCACGACACAUUUUCCGAUUCUGGCAAAUCUUCGUUGAGCGCGUCAAUCCCCUCUCCAAGAUCGUCCACGUACCCACACUACAGCAGCGUAUGCUAGACGCAAGCUGGGAUCUGAGCGGCGUCUCAAAACCGCUCAACGCGAUACUCUUUGCCAUCUACACUCUCGCCGUAACGUCACUGACUUCCGCAGAAUGCCAGUCCUCCUUCGACGAGUCCAGAGACGUGCUGCUGUCACGCUACCGACAUUCUGCACUCCGUGCACUCAUGGCAGCCGAGUUCUUGACGAGCCGAGAUUUUGAGGUUCUCCAAGCAUUCGUCCUGUUCCUCCUUGCGAACCCAGAGUCAGAGCUCACGUGCACUUUGACCGCCGCGGCUAUCAGAGUUGGCCAGACGAUGGGUCUCAACCGUGCUUCCACGGACGGUAAAAUCUCAUUCUUCGAACAGGAACUGCGCAUUAGGCUAUGGUGGCGGCUGAUAGGACUUGACAGCAAGACUCGCUCCGUCGCCAGACCACCACUCUCAGAACUAGGCGACAUUCGACUUCCGCUCAAUGUCAAUGACGCAGACUUGCAUCCAGACAUGGUCGGGCCUCCCGCCGAGCACAGCACGCCUACCGAGAUGAUGUGCGUACUAAUGAAGUACGAAGUCGCGCGUUGGCUCCGCACAUCCCCGACGGCAACUAAGGUUUUCGAGAACAUCUUCCAGGGCCACCAGGCGAACGGUCAGAGGUCCAGGCAGCUCGAAGAGGAGGCAAUCAGCGAACUCGAUGCCAUGUAUCACGCGAAGUUUCUCGACCACUGCGACCCGCGCGUGCCUCUCCAUGGACUCACGUACGCCAUGGCGAAGCUCGGCAUUGCGCGCAUGCGCUUCAUCGUCCUCCAUCCUCGUGUGCGCGCCGUUGUCGGCCCCGACGGUGCCAGGUCCUACAUGACCCGAGAAGACGGCGACAAGCUCUUCGACGCGGCCGUGGCGGUUAUGGAGUUCGUCGACAUCGGCGUGCGCAGCAACAGCUUCUCGUUGCACCUGUUCACGCACAUGGCGACCACGAGGUUCCAGGCAGAUGUCUACGUCUAUGUCAUAAGCGAGCUCCGGCGACGUGGGUCCGGCGACCGAGUCGAGCUGGCUUGGAAGCUGGUCCAGGCCCUUUACGACGAGCACCCGGAACUGGUUACCGACACGGAGAACACGCUCUUCGCGACCCUGGGAGACUUGACUCUCGAGGCUUGGGAAACACGCAGGAGGCACCUCGCCGGUGCACGUGGCUGUGGUUCAAACAGCACGCCGCCUUCUUUCAUCCAACGGCUCUGGCAAAAACGUCGAGCAGGGGCCGUCGUUGAAGAGCCCGUCCAAUUGACUUCCACUUUGGAUCCUCCUGAUUUCGACAGCCUCGCAUGGACAGGCGACACAGAUUUUGCUUGGGAGAGUUGGACCACCGAUUUCCUGCGCCUGUGA
Molecule: messenger RNA, 2085 nt
Organism: Exophiala spinifera
Lineage: Eukaryota; Fungi; Ascomycota; Eurotiomycetes; Chaetothyriales; Herpotrichiellaceae
Exons: 2
Coding region: 1-2085 (694 amino acids)
Biological process (GO): regulation of DNA-templated transcription; DNA-templated transcription
Molecular function (GO): DNA-binding transcription factor activity, RNA polymerase II-specific; DNA binding; zinc ion binding
Source: RefSeq, a predicted model, not a curated record